This is a messenger RNA of Trachemys scripta elegans, 4426 nucleotides long. RefSeq names its product ankyrin repeat and zinc finger peptidyl tRNA hydrolase 1 (gene ANKZF1). Gene Ontology annotation, molecular function: protein binding. Lineage: Eukaryota; Metazoa; Chordata; Testudines; Emydidae. The transcript has 15 exons. The record is from RefSeq and is a predicted model, not a curated record. The coding region runs from base 765 to 3398 and encodes 877 amino acids.
CCCUUCAGUUCAGUCUCCCUCCCCCAUUGCCUCCCACGGCCCUCAUUUCACCCUCCCAGCACUCACCCCAUCUGCCCAGAACCCCCAUCAAUACAGCCCCCCACCCAUCAGCCCUCCCCCUCCUCACUGCACCCCCCAGUCUCACCUCUGCUCCUUACGAUUCUUCACCCUCCCCAGACCCGGGGGGGCACUGCAGUGGGGUCCCCUCUCCCACUUCCCAGGCUAGCAGGGGAGCAGCCACCUGGGCUGACAGCUGGAGCCCCGGUCACGCCCGGGGUGGCUGACAGGAUUUCAAUAUAAAAUUAAGCCGAUGAAGUGGGUUCUAGCCCACAAAAGCUUAUGCCCAAAUAAAUGUGUUAGUCUCUAAGGUGGCACAAGGACUCCUCAUUAUUUUUCUAGUUGAUUUAGUUGUUGAUUUGAGGGUUUCGCUCCCACCCUUUCUAUGUCCGAUGAAGUUUCUCUUCCCUGCUGGAGUGUAGGCUCCUGUCUCUUGUUAGCUUGACAGCUUUGUUUAUCUGAGGUGUCAGUGAAUUCUCAUUGUCUUUUAAAUUACUUUGUAAUUAGCUGCCUGGUGGAGGAACCACAUUCCUUUGUUCAGGGCGGGGGUAACUCCUGUGUGACUGGAAGAAAACAUCCUGCCAUGUGAGCAUUCUCUUACUCAGAAAUCCCGACUCCGGCGAGUCUGCGGUGGGGCGCUGGCCUCACAGUGCGGUUGGUGCCUGGUGUCCGUGGCGCAGUCCGUGGCAGGCUUGCCAGGCGGUCACAUGGCUGCAGGGCUAGAACUUGGGACCUUUUGCUCCAAAGCCGCGGCCCUGCCCUGGAGGGGGACCUCUAUCACCAAGAGCAGCACUGCCGGCUCCCCCCAGCUAAUGGGGCGGCACAACCGCCCAUGGUGGAGCAGGCUGGCCAUGGCCCAUGUGCACAUCCACUGUCUGUUCCAAGGCAUGAUGCUCCUGCCAGGUCACAGGAGCCUGUCUGUACCUCACUCUCAUUCCUUCUUCAGACUCCUGCUGGAAACAAUGCAGCCCCUCGAGGUCAGGUCUGUGUUCGAGGCUGCCCAGGACCCCACCUUCCUGCACGGACUCUCCCUCGUCAAUGGCUUUUCUGAGGACGUGCCAUCCACAGACUCGAAUGCCAUAGUGCAAGAGAAGCCAGUGGCAGGCGAUGGGGAGGAGAGAGCCCGUGGGGUCCCAGAGAUAUCGGACCGGAUGUGCUGUUCAUCCUGCUCCCGGGAGUUUGACAGCAGGGAGGAGCAGAAGCUGCCUUGCUUUUUUGGCAAGUCCCCGGCAGGCUGGCAUGUGGCUGAGGGGACCUCCGCACUGUCCAUCCCGGGGCGUGGGUUGGUGCGCUUCCAUCCAUCUGACCUGGGGGAGCAUCAGUAUGGGAUGCCCCUCCUCACUCCGUUUCCUCCCCAGACUGAGCAUUACCGCCUGGACUGGCAUCGCUUCAACCUGAAGCAGCGUUUGCUGGGGCGCCGGGCACUCGCAGCAGAGGAGUUCGAGGAGAAGACCCGUGCAGGUGACAUCUCCAGCAUCUCUGGGUCCGAUUCUGAUGACUCCGAUUCGGGCAGUGAGUCCGAUCUGCUCUCUCCCCGAGGCCACGGCAACCCAGGGAGCGACCAGCAGAGCCAUCGCCCAGGCACCCGCUCGGCUAAGGUCCUGUUCCACAACUCCCAGGGCCAACUGCUCUCUGCCUACCGCUGUGUGCUGGGCAGUAAGAAGGGCGGUGGUGAGCAGCAGGCAGAGCUGGUGGCAUCUCUGCAGAGCCUGGGCGCAGGCACCUGUUGGGUUAUCCUGAUGACAGGCGGUGGACACUUUGCAGGAGCCGUUUUCAGGGGGCCUGAGGUGCUGGAUCACAAGACCUUCCACCGGUACACGGUGCGUGCCCGCCGGGGCACGGCGCAGGGACUGCGUGAUGCCCAGGGCCAGGCCUCCAUGCCCAAAUCGGCCGGCGCCUCGCUGCGGCGGUACAACGAGGCGGCUCUGCUCAAGGACAUCCAGGACCUACUGGCCGGCUGGGCGCAGCAUCUGCAGGGAGCCCAGCGCAUCUUCCUGCGUGCCCCCCGGGCCAACCGGGCACUGCUCUUCAGCGGCAGGAACGCCCCUCUGCACAAGGACGACCCCCGCGUCUGCAAUAUCCCCUUCAGCACCCGCAGAGCCACCUUCAGGGAGGUGCUGCGGGUGCACGCGGCCCUGGCCACCCUGCAGGUGUAUGGGAAGGACACAGCGGUGGUGGAUCUCGCUGGCUCCCCCCGGAAGGGCUGGAGGAAAGUGCCGUGUGCGCGGGUGGAAGAGCCCCAGCAGAGUGACGCCAGCACCCCGUCGGAGGAGGAGGAGGAGAGCCAGGCUGGGGAGCUGGAGAUGGUGGAGGUGACGCUGAGCACGCUGCAGCUCCGGGAGUUUGAGGUGACACCUAAGCGAAGCCGCAAGAGGAGGAGGAAGAAAGACAAAGUGGGGAGAGCCCUUCCAGGAGCAGGGGCCCGCGCCGAGGGGCCAGGAGGCCAGGAAGAGCCCGAGGGCUCAGCACCCCAGCCGGGAGCAGAGACGGUGGCAGACCCUCAGGAAGGGCCUGGGGCAGAGCCUGCUCCCUGGGGGAAAGGAGAAACACUCCUGGGCCAGCUCCGCGACGCCCUGUUCACGGCCUGCAAGACGGGGGACGUGGGGACGCUGCGGCACCUCCUGGGUGUGGCAGAGAGCGGGGCACCCCCAGCAGGCAGCGAGGAUGGUGCCAUGGGGCAGCCCCAAGGCCACCCUGGCAGGGUGCAGAGUGAGGGGUCGGAGCCCAACCGCGCAGCCCCCGGGCUCCUCUCGCUGCUCAGCGAGCCCAUCGACGGCACCGGCUUCACCCUGCUGCACGUGGCGGCUGCGGCAGGGAAGGGGGCGGCUGUGCGACUGCUGCUGGAGGCUGGUGCCGACCCUGCGCUCAGGGACUGGCAGGAGCGGCCCCCGUACUGUGUCUCUGCCGACAAGUCGACACGCAACGUCUUCCGCAAGUUCAUGGUGGAUCACCCAGCCAAGUACGACUACGGGCAGGCCAAGGUGCCCGGGCCCCUGACGGCGGAGAUGGAGGCCAGGCGGCUGGAGAAGCAGCGGGCGCAGAGAGUGCAGCGGAAGCAGCGGGCACAGGAGCUGAGGGAGCAGCAGCAGCGGCUGGCGCAGGAGCAGGAGGAGAAGCGGCGCUUUGCGGCCCUGCCAGACCGAGAGAAGAGGGCCCUCGCUGCCGAGCGGAGACUGGCUGCCCAGCUGCCGGACACGGGCGCGGCUCUCGCCAACCCCAGGCGCUGCUGGCAGUGCGGGGAGUCCCUGCUGGGCCGGAUCCCCUUCCACUACCUCGACUUCUCCUUCUGCUCCACGGGCUGCCUGCAGACCCACCGCCGGGGCCGCACCGGCCCCACCUAGCGCCCGCGCCAGGCCGGCCAAGGCAGGGGGCUGCCACGUGUGGAAACGGACAGUCGCCUGCUGGGGGGGAGGGGAGGCGCUGGGCACUCCCGGGGGGCUGAGCCCAAGUCCCAGCCUCCUUCCCAGCCCAGGGGGCAGGCCCCUGCCCAUGUCCCCGCCUCGAGGGGAAGGGUGGGUUGGGUGGGGGGACGAGCAUCCACCCUUGGGCGGGAGCAUCAGUACCACAAGGGGCAGGGCCCUGGGUUGGGGCAGGGGGAGCAGGCUGCAGCUGGGGGCAGCGUGGCUGGUGGAUCGAUGGAGGAGGGACCAGGCCGCCUUGCCCUGUGCUGUGCGAACCGCCUGAGGGCUCCAGCUCCCGGGGCCAGGCAGCUGGGUGGCCCACACGCCGGGGAGGAGGUGGUUAAUGACGGGCAGCUUGGCUCAGAACAGCGCCCCCCAUGGGCAGCAGCUCAUUGCCUUGGGUGGGAGCUCGCUGCAGCACCCUGGGCCCUGCCUGGCACCCGUGAGUCCUGCCCGCUCCAGGCCCCUGCAGCUCAGCCUAGCCUCCAGCUGCCCUUGCUCCUGGACCUGGCGAAGACGGGGGAGUGAUAUAGCCCCCCUGUGCCCAAGGCCCUGGUCACCCCCUGCAUGCUGGCGGCCAUGCUGCAGACGGGUGCCCGGUACCUUGACCCCAGGACUCUGAGCAAGCCCCCCACUGGCCCUUGAGUGCCCCCAGCCUCUGGCUCAGGGCAGCUCAGCCGGCGCCCCCCAGGGUCAGUCCGAGCUGUUCACGGCCCAUGAGGUUUGCUGUGAACCACCCUGGGGCGUGCGCAACGCCAGGGUGACAGAACACGCCGGGCAGGGCAGGGAAGGCACAAGAUUUUGCUUUAACGGGUAAUAAAAUGUAACCCCCAGUGCCCAGCCGGGGGGGCGUGAGCCAGCAGGCAGGAAACCGGCUCCCCUGGCAUUGCUGCCUCUGCCCCCCACCCCGGCAAGCGGCCACGACGCCCCCCAAACCUGGCAAUAAAGGGCAAGCUGCAGGCAGUGAA